Ectocarpus siliculosus is the source of this 1176-nucleotide messenger RNA. The record is from the annotation of a GenBank genome assembly. NCBI's taxonomy places the organism in Eukaryota, Phaeophyceae, Ectocarpales, Ectocarpaceae.
AUGGACGCAUCUGCGGAAACUGCAGUCCUUAGGCGGCAGCUGGAGAAGGCAGUGUCCGCCGAGGACGUGGAGCGCAUCGCCGACGUGCUAGGCUCGCUCGGAAAGGUGGAAGUGACUCUGGCCGUUCUCCAAGAGAGCAAGGUCGGAGCGACGGUUUCAAAGCUCAAGAAACACGCCGACGAAGAGGUUUCCAAAUCUGCGAAGGCUUUGGUCAAGAAGUGGAAGAGGGUAGCCGAAGCGUCGGGGGUGCAGGGUGCUCCUGCCGCGGCCGCCGGCGCUGCUGGGAAGACGGGGAAGUCGCCCCCGGGUUCGGCGGGAAAAGGCUCAGGGGCAUCAAAGCAGGAGGUUCCUAGUCCCUCCGGGGGGGGCGGCGCAGGUCCUAGCUCUGGUACGAACAAGGCGGCGGCGGCGGCGGCGGCGGCGGGAGGCGCGACAGCGGCCACAUCCCCUCUCAAAGGCGCUGUUGGCAAGACUGCAACAAGUUCAACCUCGGAGGCCGUCCCCCUGUCCAGGCAAACCUCCGGCUCUUCCACCUCGGAGCUGUGCACGACCUUAGAAGUGGACAGCAUACUGUCAGACGAUGAACCGGCCCCGUUGCGGUUGAAAAUGAGGCGCAAGAUGUUCGACACCCUGCUCCUGGGGUCAUCGGAGGACGAACGGAUACCGACUGCGCGCGUGGCGAAGGGCGUGGAGUGCGCCAUGAACGAAAACAACCCGUACUUGUCGAAAAAGGCGAGCUAUCUCGACAAGGCCAGGCAGCUGGUAUUUAACCUGAAGAAGAACGACCAGCUAAGGCAAGACGUACGAGAGGGUCUGGUGGAACCGCAGCGAUUGGUGGCGAUGACUUCGACGGAGCUCAUGGCCAAGGAUAAGAGGGAGGCAAUGGAUAAGGCCGUCAGCGAACGGACGGAGGCUCGAAUGUUGGACUGGUACGACAAGAACGAAGACAAGAUCAACAAGCAGUGCGGCAUCAAGGAAACGGAUGGCAUGUUCGAGUGCGGCCGGUGCAAGUCGACCAAGACGACCUACACGCAGAAGCAGACGAGGUCUGCCGAUGAACCGAUGACGACGUUCGUGACGUGCAGCAACUGCAAGAACAGAUGGAAGUUCUGCUGACGCGGCGGCCGUGAUGUUUCGCGGGGGGGGGUGUUGUCAAGUCCUACGGGGUUUCUAUGU